Molecule: messenger RNA, 2544 nt
Organism: Giardia duodenalis
Lineage: Eukaryota; Fornicata; Diplomonadida; Hexamitidae
Product: Kinase
Exons: 1
Coding region: 1-2544 (847 amino acids)
Biological process (GO): mitotic spindle assembly checkpoint signaling; protein phosphorylation; meiotic sister chromatid cohesion, centromeric
Molecular function (GO): protein kinase activity; ATP binding
Source: RefSeq, a predicted model, not a curated record
AUGGAGACAGCUUUGGGCUGUGAGUCAGCUCCGUCGAGUGGAGAGCCAGAGCUGAAACGGGGCCUUGCUGAUGGAAAAAUAACGAUGCUGAGGGAGGGAGUGGCGCGCAUCAUGAGACUACAGUCAGGUCAAACACUAGACAAUCCUCAAAAAGUGGAGGCAUCUAUGCAGGAGCGGAUAUCGCUGUUCUUUGAGAUCCAGAAACUAUUCCAGCUUCGACCCACGAGACCGCUCCAACUGCUUCUCCAGGACCUGUGUAGAUUGACCAUAAGCUAUGCCCAGAAACACCCGGAGCUGUUAAACGAUAGACGAGUUGUGGUGCUCGCCCUAGCUUACCAAUGCCUAUUCUCCAACCAGGAUGGCAUCAUUGCAUACUAUGAUGCGCACAACAUCGGCCGCAAAGCUCCUGAACUGUAUUGUCAGGCAGGGGUCUACUAUGAGUUCCAGGUCCGUGACAAAAGCCGAGCGAUGCACUACUAUAUUCUUGGCUAUAACAACUGCACUAGUGCUCGAGCAAAGAAGGCGUUCCAGGCGUCUAUCCGGCGCCUCAAGGCGAUCACCAGCACCAGCAACGGCUCUAGAUUCUUUGUAUGGACAGCCGAGACAUCUCCCCAGAACCUCUCCAUAACGAAUAUCCCAGCAGAGCUAUAUGUAGACCACGAGUCGUACAGCUCUCCGUCAGAGCCAAGUGGGCAAGGAUCAAGUCAUCCAAAGAUCCAUUGUAAGACCCUGCCCAUAUUUAUCCUAACAUAUAGUGAAACGGCAAAUAGUUUUAUCUCUCCCGAGGAGCAGCAUCUCCUGGAUCUACACAUGUGCUUUAUAGGCCGCCUAAUUGCACGAAAACAGCUGGAGAAUCUGAAUCCCUACUCCCAACUGGCGAAUGACCCCCACAUAAUAUCCCGCAUGGUCUAUACUCUUUCGCCGCGGUGCCAGAUUCUCCUGUAUACAUCUCGUCAAGGCCCAACCCAAAAUGACCUAGUCAUCAGCAACAUAAUAGAGCCGUAUCACAUUCCGCGAGCGUUCUACUUUGCCCUUGUUGACAUGGCUCCAUCUCUUCAAAGAAACCGAAUUGUGCUGACAUUUGUGGAAGAGGUGGAUGUGUUCCCUACUAAUCCUGAGAGUGGAACUACCCUUAUGAUCUGCCCUUAUCGGGUAUCUAGAAUUAUGGAUGCUACAUGCCCAGUCGUGUACCCCAAGCUAGAUCCUUGCUGGGACGAGAAUGGACAUGAAGAAGACACAGACCAGAACACUAAAGGAGAUAGUACUACAGGAGGUAGCACUGAAACCACAUUUGAAGAUCUUCAAAGGAAUCUGACGCGAGAAGAGGAAAGCUCAUGUAGCAGACCAGACUGCAAGAUACUUCUGACACUAACAGAGCUUCUAGGCGCCGGUGCAUUUGGAAAGGUCUUUGCAGCUGAUGCAUUGCACUCUGCACGGCCUGGCCAUUUGGUAAAAGUAGCUGUGAAGUUCUUUACCAGGAAAAAAGACUCUAUCUCUGUUGAAAUAGGCGAGCACGCGGUUUGUGCAAUAAGCACGUCCUUCCUACGUGAAAUAUACAGCUUAUCUGCGCUCACCCUACGGCUGGCAGACUCUCUGAGUGACUGCCUCUAUACGCGAUUUAUCGCGUCAAUAGUCAAUAACCAAGGCCUGGGGGCCUUUGUUAUGGAGUACAUCCCUGGCGUAACUCUGUUCGAGCUAUGCAAACAGUGCUAUGACAGGGUUGAGCGAGGCUUGACUUGUCUUCCUGAAAAUGUUAUUUUAUGGAUUUCAUACUUGAUGAUCAAGACAGUAAAGACGUUCCACGAAGCGAAUAUUGUGCAUACAGACAUUAAAGUAGAUAACUGGCUAAUCACAAUCUCUACAGAUCCCACACUCUUGAGCUUUCUAAAGGGCAAGGAAGAAAAGGGAAAGACAAAUGUGGAUCAGCGUGUUGCAGCGUGUCCUACCGUCAAGCACGAAACACAGAGCUGCUCCUCUAAGACAGAAAAGCACGUCACUCCAAAGUUAGAAGCUGACUUUGGCUUUGCUGACGAAAGUGGAUUCCUGGUACCCGUGGCAUGCGACUUUGGCAAAGCUAUUGAUGCAUCCCUCUUCACACUUAACGACGUUCCAGUUCAGUUUCACUAUACAAGCAUGUCUGUUGUGACGCCGUGUCCAAUAGUAGAAAAGCACUGGCUAUAUGAGCCGGACUACUCGGGAAUAGCGUCGUGCAUAUGGUACAUGAUAAUUGGAACCUCUGUGAAGGCUUCCGAUCUCAGUGUACAUCGAGUGGACGGUGAAAGGACCGUGGAGGUAUCCUUGCCCAGCAAACGGUACUGGAGGCAUGUCGAUCUGUUUACAAGUCUCUUGUCCCAGCUGUUUAGCUUUUCGACAGAUACGUGCGGGUCAUACUCUAUGCAGAGACAGCGCCUGUCAGACUUUACUGACCGGCUACUAGGCUUAAUAGAAGACUCCAUAAGCUUUCCAGAGGUUGUGCAAUUCACAGGGACACAAGCCAAAUGCACAGGUUUAGGCCUUGCGCAAUGGAAGAGAGGAUAUUCAUAG